UAUUUCAGCCGUUUGCUCGACGUAAUCGCAAUCCAUUCGCAGAUAGAACGAACUUAAAACGAACGAAAAAAAAGCGAGACGAGUGCCGAUCUAGGAGAUUCGGUUCUUGUCUCGGGCAAGUUAGGUAACAGCGCGAAGCCGCGGAGCUGAUUCCAAGUCGAUGUUCAGUGUUGCCGCGGUGCUCCAACUAACACGAUCGCCGCUCUUCCUUUCGUGCGCGCCUCGUGUCGAUCGCAGCAUGUCAAAGGGCCGCGAUAAAACGACACGAUCAAUUUUCGUGAAUAUCUGUCAUGUGAUUACUAAAAAGUUACACUCUUAAUCGCCUUCACCAUGAGAACCACGUUCGCUUUACCAGAUGUAUUGGUAAUUAUCUGGUUCGCGUCGAUUGUUCGCGUUAAGUCAGCGAUAAUGCCUCCACCAUGGGCAGAUCCGUCAAGCAAUCCCUGCGCCGCUCAACCACGUGGCUGGCAAUUGUUAUUUUGGCCGCCGGAUGGAAAGUGUUACAAAAUAUUCCAGAUUGGUGCACCAUGCCCAGAAACAAUGGAACUAGGUCCAGCUGCAGGUAGAGGUGGAACUGUAGCUGAAUGCAGAUGUCCUCCAGGAACCGUGCAAUCUCCUAGAGACGCUCUUUGCCAUAAAAUAUAUACGAGAGCAUCCUGCUCGAAAGGACAAUUUUUUGCACCCGUUGCAAAGACUUCUGGCAAGUCUAGGUGGGGUGUCUGUCAUGAUCCAGAGCCAUGUACGGGGAAAGGAGAAGUCUACUGGCCUAGGGAUGGCAAAUGUUACCCCAAAUAUAGCAAAGGGCCAUGCCCAAAAGGUGAACUCCUUGCUAUAGACGAAGACGGAUUAACGGUAUGUUCCUGCUCUAGAAAUGGAGAACUUGGACGAUAUCACUGGGCGGGUAGUGUGGGUGGUUGCCACGAACAUUACACUAAAGGCCCAUGUACGGAACCUGGAGAAUUAUUUUUACCAGGUGGCGUAUGUGGCUGUCACUCUGAAUUACCUCAUUACCAUGAACCAACUGCGAUGUGUUAUCAAUUAGGCGGUAUCGGUCCAUGUCCGCAAGGGCAUCACUUUAUUGUAACAAACACGAUAACCAAUGAAGAAAUAGUUCAAGCCAAGUGUGUAUGCAAGCCAGGUCAUGUUCUCUAUGAAAAUGGAUUUUGCUACAGACUUUACACAAAAGGACCUUGUGAAAACGGCUAUAUGCUAAUAAAUUCGACCACUUGUAUUCCUGUGCCUUGUAAACGGGGUCGAUUGUAUUUUUCACAAGAAAAGACGUGUUACAAAAUAGGAACCAGAGGACCAUGUCCGAACGGACAAGUUGUUUUAUAUGAUUAUAAUAUACGACCAUCUGUUGAUGGAAUCAGUUACAAUGGAGUAUGUGGAUGUAUAAAUAUACUGACCGAUUCGAAAAAAUGUUCCGAAGAAAUUAACGAUAGCUGCGAAUCUACGCCCGGAAUGGUGGAAAUAAAUAAAACCUGUUACAAAUUAUAUACACAAGGUCCGUGUACUGCAGGAGAAUGGUUGGUUGCACGAAGAAUGCCAAAACAGAGCUUAUGGAAGAACGAAGGAUCAGAGCCAAGGGCAAGAUGCGAAUGUAGACCCGGAUACAAAAGAAUCACGGACGGUCCACAAAUUUCUGAGUUAGAAAGUAAUAAUCUCUUCUCCCUGGGUGGCUGUCAGCCACCCACAGUAAGUUUAGCUAAGUUUCUCAAUGGAAGAAUAAAGUCGAUAAACUUUUAAGCAAAGAGGUCAGACUGCGUAUAAUAGCAAUAAUAAUAUGGUAAUGAUAAAAUGAGCUAUUUGAUAUGCACUUUUUUUUAUUUUUUUUUUUUUUUUUAGAUUAUUAUGUGUAAAUAACGUUGUAUAAAGGCUGCGCGUGAAAUGUUCUCAACAAUCUCGUGUAAAUUCCUCGAAUUUCUAUUUAUUUAAUAUCCUAGAGCUAUGAAAUCUUUCGUUUAAUUCCAUAGUUUAAGUCUAUACCGUCUUAAAAUUUGUUAUGCAGAUAUACUCGUAUUAAUAUAAUUCUAGUACUUAUUCUUAGUAUUACUCUAUUAUAAAUGUAUGCGAAAAGACUUUUGUCAAAUCUAAUAAUUAAAUAUCACCUUUACUGCCAAUGUUUUGUAAAUAUAUACAAUUUAUGGUGUCUCUUUUAGAAUAUAGUAAUUAGAUUUCUGAAAGCUGAUAAGAUUUUCUAGAAUGUGUCAAAUUUUAUAAAUACAUACGAUACUCACUGA
This is a messenger RNA of Bombus impatiens (common eastern bumble bee), 2240 nucleotides long. RefSeq lists its product as uncharacterized. The coding region runs from base 331 to 1746 and encodes 471 amino acids. The record is from RefSeq and is a predicted model, not a curated record. The transcript is spliced from 5 exons. NCBI's taxonomy places the organism in Eukaryota, Metazoa, Arthropoda, Insecta, Hymenoptera, Apidae.